Temnothorax curvispinosus is the source of this 1777-nucleotide messenger RNA. Its product is annotated as G kinase-anchoring protein 1-like. Gene Ontology annotation, biological process: signal transduction. The transcript is spliced from 6 exons. Gene Ontology annotation, cellular component: Golgi apparatus. The record is from RefSeq and is a predicted model, not a curated record. NCBI's taxonomy places the organism in Eukaryota, Metazoa, Arthropoda, Insecta, Hymenoptera, Formicidae. The coding region runs from base 325 to 1248 and encodes 307 amino acids.
GCGCAUGUAUACGUCGCUGUUGUCGUCGUCGUCAUCGACGGCGCUGUUUAAUUUUUAUCGGCGCCCGUUCCGCAGGUUCCGCUAUCCGCUUCUCUGCGACACUGUCAAGUGUCACUUCACAAGACUGCACAGGUCGCGAGGUCGAGACCUGCCGGCUGCCACUCUCGCAGUCUCGCAUCAUCUCGCCGAUUUCUCUUUGCGCCUUGCGCCUGCGAGUCUACGGUUUGACGCCGGAAGUGCACGGUGCACGGUUCACGGUUCAUUGUCGUCGCGUCAGCGAUCAGCCUCGACGUGCGCCUUUGCUCUUUGUCGGAGCGUAGGAAAAUGGCGACUGCCGUGCCGUCGCGAUUCGCCGUCCUCAGCAUCGAGGACGACGAUUACAAGCCGAAGAAGACGCCGAAGAACGCGACGGCAACCAAGACCAACGCUAAGAAUAAGGGCGACAAGUCGAAGCAGCAGCAACAGCCGCAACAGCAGCAGCCGAACAAAAAAAAGCAGAACAAAGGAAAAAAGAAGAAAACGAAUAACGAUGACCAGCAGUGGGAACAGUGGAAGCAAAAAGAUACGAUGGCUGUCGAGGAAACGUUCGAGCAAGAACUGCACCAAGCCAUCCUGCUGUCGAAAUUGGCGUACGAAGAACACGUGGUUAGCGUAGCAAAAAAUGACAAAGAGCAAGAACAAAAUAAAAAAUCUGGUAAAAAGUCGAAAAAGGCAACUAUGUCGUUGGAAGAAUUUAAUAGCAUGGGAACAAGUGUGACGGUAGCACCGUUAACAACGGAGCCUGCUCCGGAUAAGUCGAGAGAAGUAGAUGCGGAAUUCUUUGAAAGGAUAGAGAAGGAGACGAAAGAAGAGAUAACAAAGGGAAAAGAGAAGGACAUAUUGAAGGCCAGAUCAAAUAAAAUCGACGAUGAUAUAACGUUUGCGCAGUUAAGACUGGAGAUAGAGAACCGAGAUGAAAUAAUCAGCCAACUGAGGACCGAGGUGCAUACGCUGAAAGAAGAGUUGACACAAGUUAAAGAGAGAAAUAAAAAACUUUAUCAGAUAUUGUCACACGGCGAGAUGAAGGAUAAAGCGUCGGUAUUGGCUGAAGUAGCAAAAUUACAAGAGAUACGAGAUGAACUAACAUCCGAGGUAGCUUCUUUGCACGCUCAACUGGAACAAGAAAGAUCUAAAACACGUACAUCUAGUGUAGAUGUAAAAACAUCUAAACAAACUAACAAGAAGAGGCCGGCCAGUGAAAAUGCCUAAUUCAUUUUUCACGAAAACGUACCAUUGUGAUCACGUAAUUUUAAUAACGGUGCAUAUUGAUUAAGUAUCAGUUUGAAAAGAAGGAACGUUAUAUAUGCAAAGAGAAAUUUUAAUUUCUCUUGCAUAUGCAACAUACGUUGUAUUUGCUCGUAAAAAUAAGUUUAAGAUACGCCAGAUAGCAGUUAGCUCGAUCGUUCCGCGAAUGUAUAUUUUGAAAGUAGACGUACAGCCUACAGUGUUGAUAGUUUUUCAUUUUUGUUUUUUCGAAAACCGUAGUUUGUUUUUAUGUUGUAUAUUUCUUUUCUCUUAGUAAGUUCGAUAAGUUUUUUAAAUUUAAAAAUACGUUAAAGAAAGCUCUGAAAUAAUGUUCGCUAAAGCUCUUCCAUAAGAUUUCGUAAUGUAUCAUCUUCCGAAUUUGUGUAUUACACAGCCAUGUGAAUAUAAAUGAUAUAAAUAUAUUCACAUACCACACACACACACACACACGCGCGCGCGCGCGCAUACAUGUAUGUAUGUUAAUUGAUUAUAU